Fundulus heteroclitus (mummichog) is the source of this 2914-nucleotide messenger RNA. It is a transcript of the gene creb3l3l, whose product is annotated as cAMP responsive element binding protein 3-like 3 like. The transcript is spliced from 10 exons. NCBI's taxonomy places the organism in Eukaryota, Metazoa, Chordata, Actinopteri, Cyprinodontiformes, Fundulidae. Gene Ontology annotation, biological process: regulation of transcription by RNA polymerase II. Gene Ontology annotation, molecular function: DNA-binding transcription factor activity, RNA polymerase II-specific; RNA polymerase II cis-regulatory region sequence-specific DNA binding. Bases 180 to 1679 code for a protein of 499 amino acids. The record is from RefSeq and is a predicted model, not a curated record. Gene Ontology annotation, cellular component: nucleus.
AUGUCUGAGAUGACGCAACCCUACGCGGUUUACAGUCUAUACACUGUAUGCUGUCAGCUGCUUCAGAAGAGAAGAUCGAUUCAAUUUGAGCUCAUUUAAGUAAAAUUGCCGCUGCUGAGCCGAGGAAAACGGGCCUCAUCCUUUGCCCUGCAGCCGCCACGUGGACUCGGCUGCAGAUAAUGUCAGUAUCUGAGGACCUUCCAGACAUGGAUGGGACAGACCUCUUCGGGCUGCUGUUCCAAGAUGGCACCAGUGGAUGCGCUGAGCCCUUUUUUCAGGACGAGAAUGGCCUGAUCGAAUCCUGGCUGUCCGAGCAAAAUAUGCUGACGGGGGUGGAUACCGAAGAUUUCCUGACCAGCUUGCUCGACGGUGACAACAACACGGGGGCCUUCUGUCCCUCCCAUUCCCCGCUGGGCAGCGACAGCGGCAUUUCCGACGACAGCAGCACAGGGGCUGGAAACAACAACAACAACAACGCGUUGGGAAGUCCCCGCGGCAGUGAAAGCGACAUAGUGCCCAGUCCCAGCUAUUCUCAUCCCAGCCCCGUGCACUCUGAGCCUGGCCUCACCCCGGAGGAGAUGCAGGCGGAGAGCCCCGAGGCCCUGUCGGUCCACGCAGACCACAGCUACUCUCUGCUGCAGAGCGGAGCCAGGGACAUGGACCUGCUGGAGAGCGUCAGGGCAGAGAAGCCAGACACCGACGUCUUCAUCGAUCUGGAUGACCUGGUGAGUGACGCCAUGGAGGAGGACUUCGCCACAGAGCUGCCUUGUACUUUGGCCAUGGACAGCUCUGCACAGGAUUUGGCGGAGCUCAGCAAAACGGACCAGUUCCAAUUUAAAGAGAUUGUUCUCACUGAGGAGGAGAAGCGGCUCUUGGCAAAAGAAGGAGCCACCAUUCCUGAGCACAUGCCUCUCACUAAGGCCGAGGAGAGGACUUUGAAGAGGAUCAGGAGGAAGAUCCGCAACAAGCAGUCUGCUCAGGAGAGCCGCAAGAAGAAGAAGGUGUACGUCGAUGGACUGGAAAACAGGGUUGCUGUCUGCACUGCACACAACCUGGAACUUCAGAAGAAAGUGCAGCUGCUUCAGAAGCAGAACAUGUCCCUGAUUGAGCAGCUGAGGAAACUCCAGGCUAUAGUGAAGAUGUCCACUUUGAAGGCCAGCACAACCAGCACGUGUGUCAUGGUGUUCCUGCUCUCCUUUUGUCUCAUCAUCUUUCCGUCCGUCAAUCCAUUUGGUGGAAACGGGGAACAGAAGGAGCCCUACACGCCCUCGUCCGUCAUUUCUCGGACCUUGCGCUCAGUGCCGUCAGAAAACACAGAUGCUAUGCUUUACCUGGAGGCCGAGGAGGACCCCCUUGUCUUGGUGUCAGAGGUGGUGGAGAACACCAAAGCCAUGUUCUCAGGCGGUCAGAAGAACCACACCCCUGACUACCAGAGGGUGGAGCAAUCGGACUCUGAGACGGGCGUAAACAGCAACUCCUCGGCAGACUUCCCCGGUCCCGCUCAGGCGGCAGAGAUGCUACCCGGGUCGCCCGGCGGCGUGGGUCCUUUAAAAGAAGCGUCCAUUGACCCCGUGGUGGCGACUGCUGUGGCGUAUGACGUCCCGGGAUCCAAGGAGAACUGGAUCGACCGAAGCCCCCCUUCUGUCAUUUUACAGCAGCACCGCUCUGAUGAGAUGUAGGGGAGUUUUCAUUAAUGGAACCAGCAGGGGGAGACAUUUAAAACAAUUUAAUAAAAUUUUAACUCUUAAGAGGGAAGCUUAAACUUAAUAUAAGGAUGAAGGUAAAACUCUUAUCUCUCCAGAUAGGGGAAUCCCCCUGUUUUUAUAUUCUUUUCUCAUUUGCUGCAGGACCUUUUGCACUUUUAAUCAGAUUACAUUGAAGAACCGUUCACAGUAUAAACUACUGUAUAUUUGUAUUUUUUAAAAAAGGGCCAGUGUUGCCAUUGUAUAAAUCUCUGGACUACUGCAGGCCACAUGCUACUGAUGUAGCCCCAGUGGGGUGGGGUGGGGGGGGUUAACUUAUUUUACAAUGUGAUGACCAAAAGUAGGAGAUCAAAAUUCACAAAUUGGGGAACGUUUUUAUUUUUUAAUACAGGACUUUUGUUUUGUUUUGUUUUUGCCUUCAGCAAAUGUUGAUAUGCUUUUCAAAAGCAAUGCUAAAAUCAUCAUUUAAAAAAAAUAUAUAAAAAUGAACGUCCAGCACCUCCAUCAUAGAUUGUAUUGUAGAAGAAAAGCUGCUUGACUCUCAUAAAGCUUGAACAACGUGGUUGGUCGACCACUAUAUGUAUUGCUUAAGCCAUUGCAGGACAUUUGGCCAUUUAGAAGACUAGUAAAGUUUGUUAGUAUUUCCCUUGUACCAAGGGUAUCCAUGUGCUUUAUAAUUUCAGAAUGCUCUUUUGUUUUUGUACAGUAAAGCAAGAGGCAAUCUAGAGAAACGUGCCCUGAACCCCUUUAGUUUAUAAUUGUUAGUGAAGCCCAGUCGCGUUCAACUGUUUCAUCGGCUUGUGAAAUAUGGCUUUCUUUAUAAACGUCUAAAAUACCUUCCCAAUCAUGUGCUGGGAAAAAGGGGUGGGUUAUUAAAUAUUUUCUCAGUGAACUAUUUGCAGUAAGACAUACUCAAAGGUGUAAUGUUUUGUUAGUGAAAAUUUGACUUUUAUUUGUGUAUAUUUCUUGUGACUGUCGGUGAUAAAUGGAAUCUAAAUUGUACUGGAACAACUUUGAUAUAAUUCACACGCCAUGAGAUUUUUCAAUGUUAGUCAUGCCAGAACAAAUGCACUGACAUUGGAGAUAGUUUGAGAAUUAAGUGUAAAUGCCAUACAUGAUUGUUACUUUUUCUGUACAUAUAAACUCAAUGUAUAAUACAUGUUUGAAUAUCUAUCAUAAUAAACCUUUUUUUUAAUAAACAUUUAAUUUUA